UUGGAACUGCCAUCAUACCUGCCUCCUUCCUAUAGCUGGUUCUGCUGGCCAGAUGUAGUCCUUUCCAAAGAGGCAUGGAGUUCUCCAGCUUUUCUCCAUGAAUUACUCUGCAUCCAUUCCUUUUUUAUACUUUGCUUCUUUAAAAACUCUCUUCUACUCUUAAUAUCAAGAAUGUGCCUUCUUCAUGGAAUCUUAGGUAUAUAAAUUUAUAUAACUGAGAUGGUCCACAUCGAGUUUAAGUUGCUAAUUGUGUAAAUGGAAUGACUAAGGCCCAAAAAAGGGAAGGGUCUGAACAAAGGCCUGCAACUGGAACCUAGGUCACUUCACUUAGACCAGUGAUUUUUCACUACCUUCUCUUUGCAGGAACAAGGAUAGCCUCUGGUUUUAAAGAAAUCCAGACUUCAAUUUCACCCAGAAGUGCUUUUUUUUUAGUUUACUUUUUUUAAAAAAAUAAUAUUUCUGAUUCUUUUAAGGCUUCUUAGUUUUUAGGUUUGUUGACCUAUAUUAAUCCAGGCUAUUUUCUGGCUAUAUCCGCUCUCCUCUAUGGAAAAUAUGAGUAUUGCAGCCCUGCGGCUUCACUCCAAGAACUGUUAAAAAUGGCAGAAGCAGAGUCAAUUUACUUUAUGAAAGAUCUAGUAGUGAUCUGUGUACAGCAGGCUCACAGUAAUUGUGAAGUUGCUUCCCUGAUCACAAAAAAGCUCUGUUUCUCCUUUAAGUAGCACAGUGCGCUAGUGUGGUGGCUAAGAGUUUUGACAGAUACAGUAAAAUUCCUCCCUCUUUUACUUCCUAAUUAUGUGAUCUUGAACAGUCACCUUUGCCCUCAGAGUCUGUUUUUCAUUAGUUGUAAAAUAAGAAUUAGAGUAUCCAUUUCACAGGAUAAUUGUGAAAGUUAAAUGAGAGAAUGCAUGUAAAGUGGUUAACAUAGAGGCUGACAUGUAGAAAGCUCUUGGUUUUAUUACUAGUUUUAUUUUCCUCUAUUAUCAAGCAACCAUGGCCUCAGAAUAAUAGGAGGGAUGAUAACUGUGCUUCACAGCAGUAAGGGAAAAAGUUGGUGGGGAUGGGGGCUCUUCUCACACUUUGUAACCCUUGCAAAGGGUCCUAGUUCUUAAAUGGGGCUAUUAAAAUCCUCCUGUGAGUUUUGACUGGCCACACUGACAGUGCAUUUCCUCCUCCUCUAAGCAAAUACAACUGGCAAGCUGAGAUAACAGAAAUGCAGCCCACCCUCUUGUAAUUCCUUCUGAGAUCCUAACCAGGAUUUGGAAAACACCCGGAUAUGGUUAAAGAACCGUCCCGGGUUUUGUACCAAACCAGGCAGGAACAAAACAUUCCGGUAGCUUAGUUUCUAGAAAAGAGGGCUCUAAGAACUUCCCCCGCCUCCAUUCACUCCUCCCCAGUAACACUAAUCAAAUUAGAGCCCCGGACAUGAGAAAGGCCCUGUAACCCAGGAUACUGACUAAGCAGGGCUUGCAGACUCACGCUGGGGUCUGCAGUUCAGCAUCACUAGGCCGCUAAUGUGGAUAUGGAAGAGUUUUCUCCAACAAAGCAGCUAUUCAUUUGCCUGUUUCCAAGAAUAAUGUGGGCCAUGGAGCCAGGGCAUCUCCUCUGGGCUCUGCUGUUGGUGCAACCCUUAUGGCCUGGACUGACUGAUGGGGCCACUAGAGUCUACUACCUGGGCAUCCAGGAUGUGCAGUGGAACUAUGCUCCUAAGGGAAGGAAUGUCAUCACGAACCAGCCUCUGGACAGUGACACAGUAGCUUCCAGCUUCCUAAAGUCUGACAAGGACCGAAUAGGGAGCAGCUACAAGAAGACCAUCUACAAGGAAUACAGGGAUGGCUCAUACAUGGAUGAAAUAGCUCAGCCAGCGUGGUUGGGUUUCCUGGGGCCAGUGCUGAAGGCUGAGGUGGGAGACGUCAUCCUUAUCCACCUGAAAAAUUUUGCCACUCGUCCCUACACUAUCCAUCCCCAUGGCGUUUUCUAUGAGAAGGACUCAGAAGGUUCCUUAUAUCCAGAUGGUUCCUCUGGUUGGCUAAAAGCUGAUGAUUCUGUUCCCCCGGGAGGCAGCCACAUCUACAACUGGACCAUUCCAGAAAGCCAUGCACCCACUGAUGCUGACCCAGCAUGUCUCACUUGGAUCUACCAUUCUCAUGUAGAUGCUCCACGAGACAUUGCUACUGGCCUCAUUGGACCACUCAUAACCUGUAAAAGAGGAACCCUGAAUGGGAAUUCCCCUCCUCAGCGGCAGGACGUCGACAAUGAUUUCUUCCUGCUCUUUAACGUGGUAGAUGAAAACCUUAGCUGGCAUAUUAAUGAGAACAUCGCCACUUACUGCUUGGACCCUGCCUCAGUGGACAAGGAAGAUGAGGCCUUUCAGGAGAGCAAUAGGAUGCAUGCAAUCAAUGGCUUUGUCUUUGGAAACUUACCAGAGCUGAGCAUGUGUGCACAGAAGCGUGUGGCCUGGCACUUGUUUGGUAUGGGUAAUGAGGUAGAUGUCCACACAGCUUUCUUCCAUGGACAGAUGCUGACCAUCCGAGGCCACCAAACUGAUGUGGCUCGCAUCUUUCCAGCCACCUUUGUGACUGCUGAGAUGGUGCCUCAGGAACCUGGCUCCUGGUUAAUUAGCUGUCAAGUGAAUAGUCACUUGAAAGGUGGCAUGCAAGCACUCUACAAAGUCAAGUCUUGCUCCAUGGCACCUCCCAUGAACCUACUCACAGGCAAAGUCCGGCAGUAUUUCAUUGAAGCUCAUGAAAUUCAAUGGGACUAUGGUCCAAUGGGGCAUGAUGGGAGUACAGGGAAGAAUUUGAGGGAACCAGGCAGUGUUUCAGAUAAAUUCUUCCAGAAGAGCUCCAGCCGAAUUGGGGGCACUUACUGGAAAGUUCGAUACGAAGCCUUUCAUGAUGAGACAUUCCAGGAAAAGGUGCAGCUGGAGGAAGAUAAGCAUCUUGGAAUCCUGGGGCCUGUGAUCCGUGCUGAGGUGGGUGACACAAUCCAGGUGAUUUUCUACAACCGUGCUUCACAGCCAUUCAGCAUACAGCCUCAUGGGGUCUUUUAUGAGAAAGACUCCGAGGGAACUGUGUACAAUGAUGGUUCAUCUCCCUCUGGCUUGGUGGCUAAGCCCUUUGAGAAAGUAACAUAUCGCUGGACAGUUCCUGCUCACGCCGGCCCCACUGCUCAGGAUCCUGCCUGUCUUACCUGGAUGUACUUCUCUGCUGCAGACCCCAUAAGAGAUACAAAUUCUGGUCUGAUGGGCCCCCUGCUGGUGUGCAAGGCUGGUGCCCUGGGUGCAGAUGGCAAACAGAAAGGAGUGGAUAAAGAAUUCUUUCUCCUUUUCACUGUGUUGGAUGAGAACAAGAGCUGGUACAGCAAUGCCAAUCAAGCAGCUGCUAUGUUGGAUUCCCGACUGCUCUCAGAGGAUUUCAAGGGUUUCCAAGACUCCAAUCGGAUGCAUGCCAUUAACGGGUUUCUGUUCUCUAACCUGCCCAGGCUGGAAAUGUGCAAGGGUGACACAGUGGCCUGGCACCUGGUUGGCCUGGGCACAGAGACUGAUGUGCAUGGGGUCACAUUCCAGGGCAAUACCGUGCAGCUUCAGGGCAUGAGGAAGAGUGCAGUCAUGCUCUUUCCUCACACCUUUGUCAUGGCCAUCAUGCAGCCUGACAACCCUGGGACAUUUGAGAUUUACUGCCAGGCAGGCAGCCAUAGAGAAGCAGGGAUGAGGGCAAUCUAUAAUGUCUCCCAGUGUCCUGGCCGCCAAGCCAACCCUCGUCAACAUUACCAAGCUGCAAGGAUCUACUACAUCAUGGCAGAAGAGAUGGAGUGGGACUAUUGCCCUGACAGGAGCUGGGAACUAGAAUGGCACAACCAGUCUGAGAUGGACAGUUAUGGUCACAUAUUCCUGAGUAAAAAAGAUGGACUCCUGGGCUCCAGAUACAAGAAAGCUGUAUUCAGGGAAUACACUGAUGCUACAUUCAGAAUCCCAAGGCCAAGGACUGGACCAGAGGAACACUUGGGAAUCUUAGGUCCACUUCUCAGAGGAGAGGUCGGUGAUAUUCUAACUGUGGUGUUCAAGAAUAAUGCCAGCCGCCCCUACUCUGUUCAUGCCCAUGGAGUGCUAGAAUCUAGAACUGGCUGGCCACUGGCUGCUGAGCCUGGUGAGGUUCUCACUUACCAAUGGAAUAUCCCAGAGCGAUCUGGCCCAGGGCCCAAUGAUUCUUCUUGUGUUUCCUGGAUCUAUUAUUCUGCAGUGGAUCCCAUUAAGGACAUGUAUAGUGGCCUGGUAGGACCCUUGACCAUCUGCCGAAAGGGCAUCCUGAAGCCCCAUGGAGGACGACGUGACAUGGACCAAGAAUUUGCCUUGUUAUUUUUGAUUUUUGAUGAGAACCAGUCUUGGUAUCUGGAGGAGAAUGUGGAAACUUAUGGGCCCCAGGAGCCAGGCCGUGUUAACCCACAGGAUGAGACUUUCUUGGAGAGCAAUAAAAUGCAUGCCAUUAAUGGAAAGCUCUAUGCCAACCUCAGGGGCCUUACCAUGCACCAAGGAGAUCGGGUGGCCUGGUACAUGCUGGCCAUGGGCCAAGAUAUUGACCUACACACUGUCCAUUUCCAUGCAGAAAGCUUUCUCUAUCGGAGUGGAGAGAGCUACCGGGCAGAUGUGGUGGAUCUGUUCCCAGGGACAUUUGAGGUUGUGGAGAUGGUGGCCAGCAACCCUGGGACAUGGCUGCUGCACUGCCAUGUUACUGACCAUGUACAUGCUGGCAUGGAGACCCUGUUUACAGUCUUGUCCCAAAGAGAACACAUAAGCACUACUACCAUCAUCAGUGAAGAGACUGGAAAAGCAAUCCCCAGAGAUGUUGGAGAAGGCAAAGUGAGGAUGCUGGGCAUGCAGAUUCCUGUAAAGGACAUUGAGGUGCUGACUUCUGUCUUGAUUGCCAUUGGUGUCAUUCUCCUGCUCAUUGCUUUUGCUCUUGGUGGUGUGGUGUGGUACCAGCAUCGGCAGAGAAAACUACGGCGCAACAGGAGGUCUAUCCUGGAUGACAGCUUCAAGCUUCUCUCUCUAAAGUAAAUGGAUCCUGGAAAUACACAUCUGGAAUGUACUCCCAGCAGGCCAUGGACAAGCAGCUGACCUCACUGUCAAAGGGGUAUGGGUAGAGAGGCAGAAGAAGGGAUAAAACUCAUCUAAGUAUUUUUUCAUUUAUUUAUUUACAUGGAAAUAAUAUGCUUUCUUUUUCUUUAGUUUCUUUGCUCCACUUGGGCACCUGGGACUGUGAGUCCCCUGGUAUCCUAUAUCACAAAUUUCAACAGCUAUAUUACUCACCCACUGACACUUGGAAGGUCUGGAAAUUUCUAAAAACUGAUUCUUCUCACAAGGUAGAUACCAAGGAUAAGCCUCAUUGAUUAGGUUUCUACUGCUUUCAGGGACCUAGGCAAGUUCAUUCUGAACUGAAGCUAAGUUAACUGUGAUAAUAAAUCCACAUCUAAACUAAGGACUAAGAUAUAGGCAUGAUGAGAAAAGAGUGGGGUAAAAUUUGAAGAUCCAAAUUGUAUUUUUAUUCUUCUUGGCAGUAGACUAUUGGAGAGAAGUUUGUGGAUGGAAUAUUAUUGCCAUUAGCAACUACAACCUCUGGAGACAAAAGCUCCUCAGGAAACCAAAUAUUCCAAGUUCCUGGCACAGUUGCAGUCAAGGGAAUGUUGAGUGUCCUGUCCAUGUUCUAGUCAGAAAAUUCUAUAUAUUAAAGUGCUUGUUAGAAAAGUGAACAUUGUGAUUUUAAUUGUCUCUGUGGCCUCUGGGAGGUUGUGACUGUGACUGAAAGAGCACUCAAUGAGGCUGGUGGGGGUGGCUAGAAUUGGGCUUAAAAUGUGUCUGCUUAUCCUUUGUGGACUCUGAAGUUUUACAUUUUUAAAAUGGAAAAACUUUAUCAGAGGAAGCAUCAAAAUCAGAGUGGCAAGUAGCAUCUUUUAGUCCAUAAGUGUCAAAAGUAUUCUCAAUCCUAUGAAAAGUUGCCAGAGGGAAAAGGACCGAGAUUGGACUCUAACUUUUCCACCGCACACACAGAUAUAAUGGGAUCUUCUGGAAGUGGGGGGUAUGAGAGGUUAACUUGCAAUUUGGGGGGCAUCUUUAUAGGACAGAGUCUUUCCCUCUGGCAAUUUAAAGGAAUAUUCUUUUGUCAUUAAAAAUUCAAACCUCUCUAAAACCUUGGUUAGAGAGCACAGGAGAUAGAGUAGAGGUGGGAUAAAAUGGCCCACUCUCACUACAGUAGCCAUAAUACCAUUUUGCAUGGCAAGUGGAGAAGAGAAGCAUCAGGGAUAGAGAAGAUAAUAACUGAAAUGCUUUACACUUUGAAUCUAACACCUGAUUGCAUUUGACUUACCUUAGUUCUAUCAGGAUGCUACUUUGUUUUAUGUUUUAGUAAACAAAUGAUCAGAAAGAGUAAGUGAAUUUGCCCCAAGCCAUUCAGCUACAAAUUGAGCAAGGAUUCAAGUUUUCAUUUAUUUGACUUUAAAUAUCUGUUUCAUCCUUUUAUAUCAUGAAAAAUCCACUAAUCUCAAUCAUUUGUACUCAUAUUGAAUCUAAUUUUCCAGUUCCUGUCUCUCUAGCAAAUCUCUCUGCCUAAUUAGCAACCACUUAUAGAUUAAGUAUAGAAACCCAGAAGGCUAAUUAUCUGUUGCUAAAUAAUGUUGAAGGUUGGAGGGUAAAACACAGACCAGAGCCUAUAAUUUAUCUUGGUUUACUGUGGUCAGUGUCUUUGUGGAGAGGUUUACUGGAAAUCUCAGAAACAGCAGGGGAUUGGAGGUGGGAAAAGAUUUGGAUUUCUAGUGAUAAAAUCAAAUCUGAGUCUUUAAUCCAUUGUAUAAUCAAUGCACUUAACAGCAGAACUCUGUUGGUAUAUUGUUAAUGUGAAGGUUAUGUGCACUCUGGGAACUCCAGGCAAUUGUCACAUGCAUCUAGAAGGUUGUUAGCUUGGUCGAAGUCAGGACUCUGAGAUAAGAAGUAGGUUGGAUGAGGGUACGUUUCCUCUGUGUGUAAUCUCCAGAACAAGAACAAGAACAAGAAAAGUUUUCCUACUUUUACCACUAUCAUUCAACAUAGUCCUACAGAUCUUAAGAAUUACUAGGCAAUGAAAAUAAAUGCAAGAUUUCCCCAUUUUAAAGGAAGAUAUAAAAUUGUCCCUUUUUUCAGAUGUCACGAUCUUAUAUAUAAAAAUGCCAUAAAGACUUUACCAAAAAAAACUAGAAUUAAAAUAUAUUUAGUACAGUUACAGAAUACAAAAUCAACAUUGAAAAAUCAGUUGUAUACCUAUACACAAACAAUAAGCUAUGUGAAAAAAAAGAAAAUGAUUCCAUUUAUAAUAGCAUCAAAAACAAAAACCAUAGGAAUAUUUUUCUUUUUUCCUUUUAUCUUUUAAAAAUUUUUAAAUUUUUAUAUUUAAAAUGUUAUACUCCAUUUACAAUUAUUACAAAAUAUUGCCUGUAUUCUUUGUUGUACAAUAUAUCCUUGUAGCCUAUCAUAUACCCAAUAGUUUAUAACUCCCACCCCUACCACAUUUAUGUUGCUCCUCCCCCACUGUCCCCACUGGUAACCACUAGUUAUUCUCUGUACCUGUGAGUCUGCCUUUUUAAAAUUUUUGGUUAUAUUCAAUAGUUUAUUAUAAAGUUUUUGAUUCCACAUGUUAGUGAUAUCAUACAGUAUUUGUUUUUCUCUGUCUGACAUAUUUCACUUUGCAUAAUGCCCAUCAAAUCCAUCCAUGUUCCUGCAAAUGGCAAAUUUUCAGUUUUGUGUGACUGAGUAGUAUAAUACAUCUUCUUUAUAAAUUUAUCUUUGAUGAACACAAGCUGUUUCCAUAUCUUGGCAAUUGUAAAUAGUGAUGAACAUGGGUUGCUUCCAUAUCUUGGCAAUUAGAAAUUAUGCUGAAUAAACACUGGAGAGCAUA
Sus scrofa (pig) is the source of this 7919-nucleotide messenger RNA. It is a transcript of the gene HEPH, whose product is annotated as hephaestin. Gene Ontology annotation, biological process: iron ion transport. NCBI's taxonomy places the organism in Eukaryota, Metazoa, Chordata, Mammalia, Artiodactyla, Suidae. Gene Ontology annotation, cellular component: plasma membrane. Gene Ontology annotation, molecular function: ferroxidase activity; copper ion binding. The record is from RefSeq and is a predicted model, not a curated record.